CAUUACCGUACGACAGUUACGUCAUUUAGUUUGGAUCGGUCUCAGGAAGAGAAAUCUGCAACAUCAGUCGGUCAAUGUUCGGUUCAGCACCCUGCGUACUGGAUACAAGACACGAAAUUAAUUACAUCUAGGAGGGCUGUGUCUGGUAAGCGUGGCAGGGGGAGUUGCUGACCUUCAUGCUGAGAGGUCACGGAGGAGAAGACCCAUGGAUGAUGGUCAGUGUGAGAGGGAGGGGCCAGUGUUGUCUGAGGGUGGGGUUGACCUCCACCGCAACCAAUCAGACCCCUCGGAACCAAAUCAGAACCAAAACCAGAACCGGACGCAGACUCAACUAGAGGAUGGUCAGAGGGUUGGACGAGACCUCAUCCAACAGAACUCUUUAAACAACAAUGUGGAGGAAGAGGAGGAGGAAGGUAGAACGGUGAAGGGAGAGGAAGACGGGGUUGAGGAUGAUGUGAUUGUGGAAGAAGAGGAGGAGGACAGCAGCGUGACUCACGGCCAAUCACCCGACACUCCUAUGACUGACUGUUCCUUCUCAGACACAGGCAGUCCGGGAGCGCUCCGGCCCUCUGUGUCUCCAGAGACUACAGAUCCCAUUAGCUCCCAAGCAACAAGUCCAGACGAACCCUGCUACAGUGUCCCUGCGGGCGAGACACACACCUCCACCACAGGACCCACUAUCUCCAGUUCGGAACCUACCACCUCAAGCCCCACCUGCACCACAGGACCUACCACCUCCACCACAAGCCCCACCUGCACAACAGAACCUACCACCUCCACCACAAGCCCCACCUGCACCACAGAACCUACCACCUCCACCACAAGCCCCACCUGCACCACCGGGCCUACCACCUCCACCACAGGUCCCACCUGCACCACAGGACCCACAAUUUCCACCCCAGGCCCCACCACAGGCCCCACCUGCACUUCAGGACCUACCACCUGCACCACAGGACCUACCACCUGCACCACAGGACCUACCACCUGUACCACAGGCCCCACCUGCACCACAGGACCCACCAUUUCUACCACAGGACCUACCACCUCCACUGCAGAGCCUAUCCCUAACCCUGCCCUCCUGGCCACCUUAAAGGAGUUGGGGGAACGGGGAGAUCACUCCCACCUGCCUCAGUACCUCCAUCAGGUAGCCGAGGCCUUUGUCCUCCAGGAAGAUUAUGAGCGAGCAGUGUGGUGUGUUCAGCUAGAGAGACUCUACCACCAGCGACUACUAAACAACCUGACAGCACUGCAGGAACAGUGGGAGAGGCGAUGCAGGGCAGACGGUCGGGGGGAGAGGAAUAGUGACACUGACCUGACUCCACAGCAGCUGGACAUACUCACACACAUCUGCACGACACACCAACGACCCAGUCCUGGAGAAGAGAAGACUGUGGACUCUGUGCUGGAGAGACCUGUUGGUGGUGAGGACAGACUGCCUGCAUGCCGCUCAGUUCGGUUAUUUGAGUGUUUGUUGGGGAUGGAGGAGGACCAGAGAGGAACAGACUCCACCCUCUCCCAGAGCAUCAACCCAAUUAAAUCAGCCGGAGCCCUGAAGGACAGCCUCAGCUCCAAUGACUGUGCAGCUCUGGGUGUGGCACAGGACUGCAGAGACUCCCAGGGGAUUGGGAGGGCUGAAUUCACAGACUCUCAGAGCGAGGGAACAGGUCAGCAGAGGGAGAGUGAGAUGGAACACACCACUCAGGAGGGUUGCACUACGCCGGACCGCCCUACGGAUGGGGAAAUGAGCCAACUCAAGCAUGAGGAGCAGCAGGGAGGAGAGGAAAAACAGGAGGAGGUGGAAGAGGCAGAGGAGGCCUUGGCAUUAGAGGAAGAGGAGAAAGAGGAGAAGAGAGAUGGUGUUGAUUGUUUAAAAGCUCCUCUAGAGGAGAUCUCAGCCUUAGCAGUGAAGGAGCAGCUCACACUGGAGGAGGCCCAGCUGCGCGAGGAGGCCCAGCUGCGCGAGGAGGCCCAGCUGCGCGAGGAGGCCCAGCUGCGCGAGGAGGCCCAGCUGCGCGAGGAGGCCCAGCUGCGCGAGGAGGCCCAGCUGCGCGAGGAGGCCCAGCUGCGCGAGGAGGCCCAGCUGCGCGAGGAGGCCUAUGAUAUGUUUGGAGUGGACAUGGUGGAGACUAUCAGAGACCGGGUGGCUUCUCUGGACGACCUGGCCAAACGCAUUACAGUGGAGGAGAGCGGGUUCGACCCGUUUCCUGAAAUGGGUGGAAGAGGGAAGUUCCUAACGUGGCUCAAGCACUUUCACAAAGUGCUGAAACACCCUGUUCUCAACCACAGAGAAUGGGGCGCAUAUCGGGAGCUAUAAGCAUACCCUGAUUGGGAGUCCCGUAGGGCGGUGCACAAUUGGCCCAGCGGCGUCCGGGUUUGGCCCGGGGUAGGCCGUCACUGUAAAUAGGAAUUUUUUCUUAAGUGACUUGCCUAGUUAAAAAAAGAAUUAUAAACCAAAAACUAUAAACAAAUUAGGGCUGUCCCCAUAUGUAGAUAUAUCCUGUGUUUGAAUCAAAUCAACCAUAUGUAGAUAUACCCUGUGUUUGAAUCAAAUCAACCAUAUGUAGAUAUACCCUGUGUUUGAAUCAAAUCAACCAUAUGUAGAUAUACCCUGUGUUUGAAUCAAAUCAACCAUAUGUAGAUAUACCCUGUGUUUGAAUCAAAUCAACCAUAUGUAGAUAUACCCUGUGUUUGAAUCAAAUCAACCAUAUGUA
Messenger RNA from Oncorhynchus gorbuscha (pink salmon), 2711 nucleotides. RefSeq names its product consortin-like. Gene Ontology annotation, molecular function: connexin binding. The transcript is spliced from 11 exons. NCBI's taxonomy places the organism in Eukaryota, Metazoa, Chordata, Actinopteri, Salmoniformes, Salmonidae. Gene Ontology annotation, cellular component: trans-Golgi network; transport vesicle; plasma membrane. Bases 206 to 2314 code for a protein of 702 amino acids. The record is from RefSeq and is a predicted model, not a curated record. Gene Ontology annotation, biological process: positive regulation of Golgi to plasma membrane protein transport.